AUCAGUUGAAGCUGAAACCCCAUAGCGAACGGUUGUUGUUGAUUCGCGUGUCGUACCUUUUGACUGAUCUAAGCGAUAUUGUUAUUGCUUUAACUAAAACCGAAAUUACAUGCAACAACACAAUUGUGUGUGGCAGCUGGAGACAGACUUACAGACACAACAACACAGUAGCCUAAUAACAAUAACAACAACAAAAAUAUCAAAAUUAUAUACGAGUGUGUGUGUGCUUAAGUGCUGUGCUAUUGUUUGAGGCAACAACUCUGCUACUGUUGCUGUUGCUGUUGCAACUGCAAAGCGCCCGCCCGCUACUUGAGGCAGCCGCGUAUUAGGCAACCCCACAUGCAACAACAUACAAAAACACAAAAACUCUAGUUACGUUUUAUAGGCCAAUUCAUGCAAAUUUAAUACACACUCUCGACUCUCUUUAACGGUUUCUUGGCGUGGCACCAACCAGACAAUAAGGAAAAAACAUUAAGCCGCAUGUAAUUGGCGGUGUGUUGCAGCUGCGGCUAAUGGAAAAGCGAUUAAUCGCUUUAGUCUAACGACUCGUAAAAUCGCACGCGUUUUUUUAAGUCGCAAGCGCGCGCGCGCGUUUUAUUUACACGCCAAGUCUCGAGGAGAUUGCAAUUGCGGUUUUCACCUUGUACGGGAAGAGAGAGAGAGACCAAUACUAAGCGGCUGUGAAAAGGUCAAAACAAAUACGUACAUAACAAUAAUAACAAACAAACAAACGGGCAGCAAGCGACGAAAGUGACGGGCGGCAACAACAAUACUUUAGCAACAAUCGUUAGCAACAACAUUCAACGUUAGCAACAUGUUGCCCAGGAUCACCGUUGUGCUCAUCGUGUUUUGUGGAUAUUUACUGUUUACUGAUUGCAGCGAAACGGUUCGAUCGAAGCGAGCGAAAAGACCACGUGCGCCAGAACCCGUUAACUUUGAGCCGGAACCGCAGCAGGAUCUGGAGAAUGAGGAGAGCGGCAGCCAGGAGAAGGAUGUACCGGAAAUACCCGAUAAUUUUUUGAGUCCUUCGGUACGCGAAUAUCUGGAGCUGGGCAAGUCCAUACCCGGUCGACCCGGCGUUGAUUAUCCCAUACUCUCGGCUGUUCCCUACACAAACUUCUACUGCGACGAACAGGCCUAUCCCGGUUUCUUUGCGGACAUGGAAACGCGCUGUCAGGGUUGGCACUAUUGCGACAUUGAUGGACGUCAGGCUUCGUUUCUUUGCCCCAAUGGCACACAGUUCUCUCAGGCGGUCUUUGUCUGUGACUGGUGGUUCAAUGUGCGCUGCGAUCUCUCUCCCCGGCUGUAUGCAAUCAAUGCUCGUCUCUAUCAGCGCCCAAAGGUGAAUCCGACGCGACCACAUCGCAUCAUCACCAAGCAGCUGGUUGAGGAUAUAUUCACCUAAAUAGACUUACGUAAAUAGUUUUGCAACGACUAUUAGCUGAUAGGGUUUCUAUUGCCAUAGGCAUAUGUACACAUUUUGAAUAAGAAUUAGUUUACAUUUUCUGAAAGAUUUGCAUUACAUUUAAGUUAACAAACAUGGCAGAUAACAUUUAGAAAAACAUCGAUAUGAUUAUUGCGGAAAAUCCAUUGUAGUAUUUUCAUUUUGUGCUAAUUUUUCUUGUGCAUGCAUUUUCGUGAACUAUUUUCAUAAAGCUAUUUGUAAGUUGCUGUAAAAUGUAAAAUCUGUAUAUACGCAUAGAUCAAAUAAUUAAAAUAAAAACUAUUGCU
This is a messenger RNA of Drosophila albomicans, 1731 nucleotides long. RefSeq lists its product as uncharacterized. The record is from RefSeq and is a predicted model, not a curated record. Gene Ontology annotation, molecular function: chitin binding. Lineage: Eukaryota; Metazoa; Arthropoda; Insecta; Diptera; Drosophilidae. The transcript is spliced from 4 exons. Gene Ontology annotation, cellular component: extracellular region. The coding region runs from base 815 to 1405 and encodes 196 amino acids.